CUGUUUCUUUCUCUACAACAUCGAUGCAAAAGCAUACACACGCAUUCAUACCCAGAUUCAAUUUAUUUGGUUAACUGUAUUUGCUUUGGUAAAUCAAAUUAAGACACAAUUGGGGGAAGGGAAGAAUUGUUUUGUGGCAUAAACUAGAGGGGGAUGGCUGUAACCUCUUAUCUUAUUCCUAUUGUGCCUCCUCUCAGAUCUUAGUUUAUUGCAAGAUUUAGCAUCUGGGUUUCCUUUGAUUGGUGUACUCAAUUCUGGGUCGGUGGAUUGAUCGAUGAAGGAUCUGUUGUUUCUAUAUUGAUCAGAGAAGUUUUGUGUUUGUUUUGGAAUAGAAUUUGUUGCUCCCUCCUUGUCCAAUCAAGGUUUUGUUUUGAAUUGGCAAGUAUUUUUGAUUUACAUUUGUGAUUUUUGGACUUUAUGUUGAUGGAAGUAGCUUUCUCUUGUCGAUAAGAUGUCUGAGAAUGGAAAGUUAUUUAUUGGUGGAAUUUCUUGGGACACCAAUGAAGAACGUCUCAAGGAGUACUUCAGUAGCUUUGGGGAGGUGGUGGAAGCAGUGAUCAUGAAAGAUCGUGCAACAGGUCGUGCCCGUGGUUUUGGUUUCAUUGUUUUUUCUGACCCAGCCGUUGCUGAAAAAGUGAUCAAGGAGAAACAUAACAUUGAUGGCAGGAUGGUUGAGGCAAAAAAAGCAGUACCUAGGGAUGACCAGAAUAUUAUGAGUAGAAGCAGUGGUAGCAUCCAGGGUUCUCCUGGUCCAGGCCGUACAAGAAAGAUUUUUGUAGGAGGUUUAGCAUCUACUGUCACAGAGAGUGACUUUAAGAAGUAUUUUGAUCAGUUUGGGAAUAUCACAGAUGUUGUAGUGAUGUACGAUCACAACACCCAGAGACCUAGAGGUUUUGGAUUUAUCACUUAUGAUUCAGAAGAGGCAGUGGACAAAGUUCUGAUCAAGACUUUUCACGAACUUAAUGGCAAAAUGGUUGAGGUUAAGAGAGCAGUGCCCAAAGAAUUAUCUCCAGGUCCCAGUCGCAGUCCACUUGGUGGGUAUAACUAUGGUCUUGCUAGGGUCAAUAGCUUCCUUAAUGGCUACACGCAGGGAUAUACUCCAAGUACUGUUGGAGGCUACGGGGUUAGGAUGGAUGGCAGAUUCAGUCCAGUUGCCAGUGGUCGAAGUGGGUUUCCUCCAUUUGGUUCUGGUUAUGGAAUGGGCAUGAACUUUGAGCCAUCAUUGAGUCCUAGCUUUGGAAGCAACACAAAUUGUAGUAGUAAUAUCAGCUUUGGACGGGGAUUGAGCCCCUACUAUAUUGGUAAUACAAAUAGAUUUAGUGGUCAUAUUGGGUAUGAUGGAGGAAAUGGAGGAAAUUCUUCCUUUUUCAGCUCAGUGACUCGGAAUCUUUGGGGAAAUGGGGGACUUAAUUAUAACACAAGUACUGCAAGUUCCAGUGCAUAUAUGGGAUCUGGAAGUGGUGGCAUUGGAGGAAGCAACUUUGGUAAUAAUGGGAUUAAUUGGGGUUCCUCAGCAAUUUCAGGUCAGGGUGCAGGAAAUAAUGUUUCUAAUAAUAGUGGGAACUUGGGAUAUGGAGGUGGUGAUAACAGCUUUGGAUUGGAAGCAGCAGGAUAUGGAAGAAACAGUGGGACUAAUGUAGCACCAGCCUCAUCAUAUGCAGUAUCAAAUGGUAGCUAUGAUGGAGCCUUUGCAGACCUUUAUGGUGGUGGUUCAGUUUAUGGAGACAGAACUUGGAGGUCAUCAACAUCUGAGCAAGAUAAUUCUGGUUCCUUUGGCUAUGGGUUUGGAAAUGCCACUUCUGAUGUUCCAACUAAAAAUUCCCCUGGUUAUGUCGGUGGUUAUGGUGCUAACAAGAGACAGCCAAAUAGAGGAAUUCCUGCCUAGAGGAUUAUUUUGGUUUUCAAAAUGCAGUAGGUGAUGAUAAUCUUGUGAAGCUGGUGAUCUGUGAAUUCCACUCAUUUCCCUCGUUAGAUAUGUUUGAGUUAUAAGAAAGUUGGUUUACCUAGGGCUAACUGGAGUGCCUGUUUUUGAAGAAUUAAAUUUAGAGAUAGACGUUCCAAGGGAUUUUCUGUUGAAGGCUUGAAUUUUGAAUUACCUUGUUUAGGUUUUUUGUUUCAGUAUUGAGUGAGAUGUAAAAUCAGAUUGCGGGAUAUAGUCAGAAAAUGUAUCAUGCAUCUCAGUGAGGCGGCGAUACAUAAGGAUAUAGACUACUAUUUUUUUCCCUUUCUAGAUGAAAUUUCCUAUAUGCUCUGGCAAAAUUGUGGUUUUUUGUCAGGUAUGUUUUGUUAUUUUCUUGUACCCAAUUUUUGGGAUUGUUUUUCGGCCAUAUUGUACUCCAGGUUAUUGUUGAUUUACUAGUGUGAAAACAUUUAAAGGGAUACCCAUAUAGGGUCCCUAAGAAUAAGCUACGACACAUGCU
This is a messenger RNA of Rubroshorea leprosula, 2420 nucleotides long. Lineage: Eukaryota; Viridiplantae; Streptophyta; Magnoliopsida; Malvales; Dipterocarpaceae. The record is from the annotation of a GenBank genome assembly.